UCUCAUAUUCCUAUCUAUUAAACAUCAUUCAGAAAUAAAAUUAGUUAAUUAUGCAAGAAAUAGCAGUUAUAUCUUCAAUGUAUGGCAAUUAUUACCCACUAAUUUCCGCCCUAAUUGCUUUUGCAAUUGCUCAAUCCAUAAAAUUAAUCACCGUUUGGUAUAAUGAAAAAAGAUGGGAUUUAAUGCAAUUAGUUGGAUCAGGUGGAAUGCCAUCUUCACAUUCAGCAACCGUAACCCAUCCUCUCGUUAAAACUCCGCCGCGACCGCUUCGUGAACUUCUUGGUCAUACUCCGCCGCAAGUCGUUGCCGGUGGUUUACUCGGAAUCGUAACCGCAACUAUUUCUCUCUGCACUAUGGAUGUAAAGUUGUUCCCAUCAAGUGGUCCUGAUAAAUUGCAAUACGACAUACUCAAUUCUUGCAAGUCAUGGAGUGAUGAAAAAUCAUUGCACCAUUUUUGUCCAUGA
This is a messenger RNA of Cicer arietinum (chickpea), 464 nucleotides long. RefSeq lists its product as uncharacterized. Lineage: Eukaryota; Viridiplantae; Streptophyta; Magnoliopsida; Fabales; Fabaceae. The record is from RefSeq and is a predicted model, not a curated record.